Messenger RNA from Callorhinus ursinus (northern fur seal), 2466 nucleotides. RefSeq names its product post-GPI attachment to proteins 6 (gene PGAP6). Gene Ontology annotation, cellular component: membrane. Lineage: Eukaryota; Metazoa; Chordata; Mammalia; Carnivora; Otariidae. The record is from RefSeq and is a predicted model, not a curated record.
GGUCCGGGUAGCGCCGGGCCGAGCGCGGAGCCAUGGGCCGGGCUGGGACCGGGAGCGGGGGCGCGACGGUGGCGGUGGCAGUGGCGGGGCCGCUGCUGCUGAUGUUGCUCGCUGGGCCCCCGCCUGCCGUCGCCGGCGACAGCAGGAAGAGCGACGUCAGGCUGGUGUCCGAACAUUUCUCACAGUCCCCACAGAAGCUGUCUUUCUACAGUUGGUAUGGCAGCGCCAGACUCUUCCAUUUCCGCGUGCCCCCGGACACCGUGCUGCUGCGCUGGUUGCUGCAGGUGUCCCGGGGCAGCAGCCCCGCGUGCGCCAACAUGGAGAUCACUGUGUACUUCCGGUACGGCGCCCCUCCCGUCAUCAACCCUCUGGGCACUAGCUUCCCUGCCAACACGUCUGUGCAGUCCCCCUUCUUCAUCAAGAUGCUGCAGAGCAACGCCUCCAUCAACAUCUCCCACCCAGCACCCGGGGACUGGUUUGUGGCCGCCCACCUGCCCCCCUCCUCCCAGAAGAUUGAGGUGAAGGGUUUUGCUCCCACCUGUGCCUACAUCUUCCAGCCCGACAUGCUGAUUGUGCGGGCAGUCGAGGUCUUUAUCCUGGAGCCCAACGUUCCCCUUCCGCAGACUCUCCUCUCCCAUCCCAGCUACCUCAAAAUCUUCAUCCCUGAGUACACCCGGGAGCUGCGGCUGGAGCUGCAGGGCUGUGUGAGCAAUGGGAGCCUGGGCUGCCCUGUGCGCCUUACCGUGGGCUCGGCCACCCUGCCCAGAAACUUCCAGAAGGUGCUCACAUGCAUCAGCCCCACCUGGGCCUGCCACCUGUUCCUGCCCUCACCCCCUGGGGACCGGUGGCUGCAAGUGACCGCCAAGAGCCUGGCGGGGCCUCACGUGUUGGUGGCUUUCAGGGCUGUAGCUGCCCUCACAGCCUGCAGGCCGUGGAAUCUGAACUCCCAGCACCUCCUGCAGAGCAUCCCAAACCAGAGCUGUAACGCCUCCACUGGUCUGCUGACCCCGAGUCCCGGCUGCCACGGCCUGGGCAGGAGCAGCAGGGUGGACGGUGGCCACUUCUGCCUGGUGAGCUACCCGGUCAUUCGGGAAGACACGGACGUGGUGUCUGUACGCUUCUGGCCCGCGGACAGGGUCCCGGUGCUGGUGCGGUCAGCCACGCCGUCAGUGAUGCGGUUGUACCUCAGCACGGGCAUGGACAGUGGGGGCUCCCUCACCAUCUCCCUGCAGGCCAACAAGGUACCUUUACCUACUGCAAUUACCAACAACACCUUGGUAGCGGUCUGCGUGAAUGCCGCCUCCCCCUUCCUCGGCUUCAACACGUCGCUCAACUGCACCACAGCCUUCUUCCAGGGCCACCCCCUGUCUCUGAGUGCCACAUCGCGAAAGGCCGACCUCAUCAUCCCCUACCCAGAGACGGACAACUGGUACCUCUCCCUGCAGCUUGUAUGCCCCGAGAGUCCUGAGGAGUGCGAGCAGGCCUCAGUCCUCGUGGAGACCACCUUGUCCUUGGUGCCCUGCCUAAAUGACUGCGGUCCCUACGGCCAGUGCCUCCUGCUGCGCAGACUCAGCUACUUGUAUGCAGGCUGCAGCUGCAAGGCCGGCUGGCGUGGAUGGAGCUGCACGGACAACAGCACAGCCCAGACUGUGGCCCAGCAGAGGGUGGCCACCCUCCUUCUCACCCUCAGCAACCUCAUGUUCUUGGCCCCCAUUGCUGUCUCGGUGCACCGUUUGCUCCUGGUGGAGGCCUCCGUCUAUGCCUACACCAUGUUCUUCUCCACGUUCUACCAUGCCUGCGACCAGCCCGGGGAGGCCGUGCUGUGCAUCCUCAGUUAUGACACCCUGCAGUACUGUGACUUUCUGGGCUCUGGGGUGUCCAUCUGGGUCACCAUCCUCUGCAUGGCGCGGCUGAAGGCAGCCCAGAAACAUGUCCUGUUUCUCCUGGGCACACUGAUCUUCGCCAUGUCCCUGCAGCUGGACCGCAGGGGUGCCUGGAACAUGAUGGGGCCUUGUCUCUUUGCCUUUGUGGUCAUGGUCACCAUGUGGGUGUACCGCUGCAGGUACCGGCGGCACUGCUACCCCACCUCUUGGCAGCGCUGGGUCUUCUACCUCCUGCCUGGCAUCUCGAUGGCUGCUGUGGCCAUUGCCAUCUAUACCUCCAUGAUGACCAGUGACAACUAUUACUACACGCACAGCAUCUGGCACAUGCUAUUGGCGGGGAGUGCGGCCUUCCUGCUGCCGCCGCGUGAGCAACACACCAAGCCCUGGGCCUGCUCGCAGAAGCUCAUUUGCCACUAUCAGAUCUGUAAGAACCACCGAGAGGACCUGUACACAGUGACGUGAUGUGGCCAGCUCAGGGAGCCCGGCAGCUGUAAACAGGACCUCUCUGGCCAGGGGCAGGACCAAAGGAGAAGGACCCUGUCCAGAUCAAUUUCCAACUGAAUAAAAUUGCCCUUGCACUCUC